Mercurialis annua (annual mercury) is the source of this 1933-nucleotide messenger RNA. RefSeq lists its product as uncharacterized. NCBI's taxonomy places the organism in Eukaryota, Viridiplantae, Streptophyta, Magnoliopsida, Malpighiales, Euphorbiaceae. Bases 64 to 1332 code for a protein of 422 amino acids. The record is from RefSeq and is a predicted model, not a curated record. The transcript has 14 exons.
UAAGGUAAGGAAUAAUAGUAGAACUGCAGAGUUUGAGAGUAACUCAGUUCAACUCGGAGCAAAAUGGCGGGAGCUGCGUUUCAGUUAAUGAGCAGAAACGUAUUGAUUGCAUCUGCUAAAGAGACUAACACAGUUCAACUCCCGGAGAAGACGAGAAACUCUAGGGUUUUGGUAUUAGGUGGAACGGGUCGGGUUGGUGGAUCCACCGCCAUUGCUCUUUCCAAGCUCUGUCCCGACCUUCAAAUUAUCAUCGCCGGUCGAAACAAGGAGAAAGGCGACGCGUUGGUCGCUAAAUUAGGGAGUAAUUCUGAUUUCGCUCGUGUUGAUAUUGACAAUGCCGAAUCACUGAAAUCUGCUUUAACUGGUGUGGAUGUCGUGGUUCAUGCGGCAGGGCCUUUUCAACAGGCUAAGAAAUGUAGUGUGCUUGAAGCUGCCAUAGAGACCAAGACAGCGUACGUCGAUAUAUGUGAUGAUACAAACUAUUCCGUGCGUGCUAAAUCUUAUAAGGAUAGAGCUAUUGCUGCUAAUAUUCCUGCUAUCAUAACCAGUGGAAUCUAUCCAGGAGUCAGCAAUAUAAUGGCAGCGGAGCUAGUUCGUGCUGCUAGAACUGAAAGCAAGGGGAAGCCAGAGAGGCUUAGGUUCUAUUACUACACAGCAGGGACUGGAGGUGCUGGUCCAACUAUAUUAGCCACUAGUUUCUUGCUUCUUGGAGAGGAGGUUAUUGCAUAUAACAAAGGAGAAAAGAUCAAACUAAAGCCAUAUAGUGGGAUGGUCAACAUUGAUUUUGGAAAGGGGAUUGGAAAGAGAGAUGUUUAUUUGUUAAAUUUGCCAGAAGUGAGAAGUGCUUAUGAAGUUCUACAAAUACCAAGUGUCAGUGCUCGAUUUGGCACUGCGCCUUUUUUCUGGAAUUGGGGAAUGGAAAUCAUGACUAAUCUUUUCCCUCCGGAAGUUUUGCAGGACAGAAACAAAGUCCAACAGCUAGUUCAAUUGUUUGAUCCAGUAGUUCGAGCUGUUGAUGGGAUAGCUGGAGAGAAAGUAUCGAUGAGGGUUGAUUUGGAGUGCUCAGAUGGUCGCCAUACAAUCAGCGUAUUUAGUCACAAUAAGCUCUCUGUAUCUGUGGGAUAUUCAACAGCUGCUUUUGUUCUUGCAGUCCUCGAGGGAAGCACCCAGCCUGGGGUCUGGUUUCCAGAAGAGCCUGAAGGAAUUGCGAUUGAAGUGAGGGAAGUUCUUCUCCGUCGAGCUGCAGAAGGAACAAUCAACUUUGUAAUGAAUAAGCCACCAUGGAUGGUAGAAACAAACCCCAAGGAGAUUGGAUUCGGCAUAUACGGGUGAAAUUUUGUCAAAAGGCUAGCAAGUUCAUUUCAAUUUUUCCUCAGCCUCUUGCUGCACUACUUUUUUGAGAGAUGAGAUCCAUGGCGUGGAUUGAUGAGGAUUUCAAGUGGGGUCGCUCUAAUAUUAGUCAUUCCAAGACUUGCCGUCAUAUCAAUCGGCUCACCCGUCGGCGACGAAAAAUCAAGACCAUGAAGCAACGUAGCUAAUGUCAAUUGCAAGAUCUGAAGUGCAAAAGAUAUUCCGGGACACAUUCUUCUACCACUACCAAAUGGUAAAAACUCAAAGUUUUGUCCUCUCACGUCAAAAUCUUUAUGACUUGUAAGAAAUCUUUCUGGCCGAUAUUCUAAAGGACUCGGCCACAUUUUUGGAUCGCGGUGAAUCUUCCAAAGAUUAGUAAACAGUCUUGUGCCUUUUGGAACAUCGUAACCAGCUAUGGUGCAGUCUUCCAUGGAUUCAUGUGGCAGUGAAAGCGGUGCAGCCGGAUAUAAACGCAGAGUUUCUUUAACUAUUGCUUUGAGAUAAACCAAAUUGUUAAUAUCGGAUUCACGUACUUGCCUGUCUCUGCCGAUAUGAAUAUCAAGCUCAUCUUGAGCUUUUCUCA